AUGCUUCGCUUAGAGGGUCACGGAACUCCCAAAACUCUAUGUCGCUGUGGUCUUGCUGCUCCCCGUUUCCGAUGUCACGACUGCUUUGGCACGCAGAUGUUUUGCCACGAGUGCAUCCUCCACAGCCACACAAGGGAUCCUUUGCACAGGAUUGAUAUGUGGAACGACUCAUUUUUCCAGCCCACCACUCUGAGAAAAUUGGGUCUACGUGUACAGCUAGGUCACGCCCCAGGUGACAGGUGUUAUAAUCCUCAUCCCUCCUCCAGUGACAACUUUGUCGUCAUUGAUGUCCAUGGCAUCCAUGAGAUUGCCCUCGACUUUUGUGGGUGUGCGAGUGCUCAAAUUCACUACAAACAGCUACUCCGCACACGCUGGUAUCCAGCAACCACAUCAGACCCUCGCACUGCUGCAACAUUUGCUCUAAUGGAACACUUCCACCUUCUAUCAUUCGAGAGCAAAGUGUCGGCCUAUGAAUUUUACCACUCACUGGCAAGACGGAACAACAAUGCUGGCCUGUCGGUUAUAAAGGAUCGCUACUCUGCAUUCAUGCGCAUGGUCUGUGAGUGGCGCCAUCUCAGGCAACUUUGGCGUGCAGGGAGAGGAAAUGAUCCCAAUGGCAUUCAUGCCACCACCGCGGGUGAAUUGGCUGUGCAGUGCCCAGCAUGUCCCCACCCUGGCAAAAAUAUACUGCAAGGCUGGGAGGACGAGCCACCAUGGGUUAGGUGGAAAUAUGCACUGUUUAUUGCAAUUGACGCCAACUUCAGGUUGAAACGCAAGGCAGUGUCGUCAGACAAUGUAGACCCUAGCCUCAACUCUGGGUGGGCAUAUUUCAUUGAGGAGGCUGCCUACAAGGCAUACUUGGCCCAUCAAGUUGGCGUCAAGCAAGAUCGCAGUACAUGUGUCAAUCACAACACUGUCAAUCUGGCAGAUACAAAGUCUUCAUAUGGUCUGGCUGUCACAGGUGUUGGUACAGUAGACUGUGCCAGGCAUGACAUGAAGCUCGCCAAUGGUGUCGGAGAUUUACAGAAGGGUGAAAAAUAUAUAAACAUGGACUACCUUGUUUUCUCAGCGCUGUUGGCCUUCACGGUCACCAUGAUCAACAUCUCGUACGACAUUGCCUGUCAAUGGCAUAAGAAGCUCUGGGCACGUAUGGAAGGCAUGCCAUCAAGAUUUCACAUCCCUCGCGACUCAAUGACCAUCCGAUUUUUUGUGCUGAAGUUUCAUCUGAAGGCGCACAUCGAUGAAUGUCAAAGAAACUUUUCAUUCAAUUGGUCAAAACACGUGGGACGAACAGACGGCGAGGCUCCCGAGCAUGAGAUGGGUCCAGGAUCGCGUCGAGAUACCCUUGACGAUCAUUUCGGGGAUUGGAACUGGAAGAAAAUUACGGCGCUGGGUUGUACACUCUUGCACAAGAUCCGCAACACCAUUAAGUGGAAAAAGGAGCAUGAGGAAGGACUAGCAGAGCUAGAGAGGACCAUUCAGCCAACGCUCGUCCUUCAGUGGAGGAAAGAAGUUGAAGCUUGGGAGGAGGACAACUCUCAACCUAAUCCGUUUGAGAGCCGCUAUGCUCCUAUUACACAAGCCGCAGUUCGUCUACAGCUCGCUGAGCUUGAAGCCCAUGAACUUCAGGCAGGGAUCAACGUCUCCCUGCAUACCGACAUUUCCCCAAGCAGAUUGAUCACCGCUGGCAUCGAUCUUCAAGACCAACACUCACUUCGUCAUCGAUCUUCAGAAGCUGGCACGACAAACACGGCGCAGCUAAAGCCUGAGGUGUUCAAGCUUUGGCUCCCAUCUGAACUCCAACCAACAGUAGGAUGCGACGACAGGCUGGCUGCACACGAAUGGGAUCUACGGCAUGCACAAGCACUGGAUGCCCUUAACAAAGUCUGUUCACAUCUCUGCCUUCGGUCUCACAUGUAUAUCUACAAAGAUAGAAAUGCUCUCAUCGAAGGCAUGGAGGUGAGGAAAUGCGCUAGUGUUGACAAGUAUCGGUGUGCACGUAAUGCGCUGUUAGCUCUCAGCCAUCAACUCAAUAGGUCUGGCUGGGACAUAUCCCUUCCACCACUCCUGGACUCACAAGUGAGGCCUAUGGGCGACAUGGAGAGACAAGGCACUGGUACUAUUUCUUGGAUCUGGCUGGACUCACAUGUGGACAAUAGUAGCUCAGAAAAUGAGCGAGUUCAGGAUUUGGAGUGGUGCAAAGCGCACGCACGUGCAAACCGCUGGUCGGAGGAAGUUGAACUCCUCCUCAAGGAGAUGCGAAGAGUUAUCGCGUUCUUGAGGUGGCAGGCGGAGUGGUGGAGUGAAAGGCAUAGUUCUCAAGUCCCGGAGUCGCCAGCAGAACAGGAAGGACUGGCUGCAUAUGCAUGUUGA
Molecule: messenger RNA, 2373 nt
Organism: Suillus discolor
Lineage: Eukaryota; Fungi; Basidiomycota; Agaricomycetes; Boletales; Suillaceae
Exons: 13
Coding region: 1-2373 (790 amino acids)
Source: RefSeq, a predicted model, not a curated record